Messenger RNA from Micropterus salmoides (largemouth bass), 753 nucleotides. Its product is annotated as phytanoyl-CoA dioxygenase domain-containing protein 1-like. Bases 76 to 444 code for a protein of 122 amino acids. The record is from RefSeq and is a predicted model, not a curated record. The transcript has 5 exons. NCBI's taxonomy places the organism in Eukaryota, Metazoa, Chordata, Actinopteri, Centrarchiformes, Centrarchidae.
GCAACCUGGAUUGGUGGGGAAGUGACUCCACAUCAAGAUGCCACAUUUCUGUACACGGUGCCCCUGGGCAGAGUUAUGGGGCUGUGGAUUGCCCUGGAAGAUGCCACCAUUAACAAUGGCUGCCUGUGGUUUAUCCCGGGGUCACACAACAGUGGUAUUUCCCGGCGUAUGGUGCGUACUCCAAAGGGCACCUUUCCCCUGACAGACUUCACUGGUCGAGAGCAGACCUAUGAUGACGAGAAGUUUGUUGCUGCACCUGUUAAAAAAGGUGGUGUAGUCCUGAUCCAUGGGGAGGUGGUGCAUCGCAGUGCUGAAAACACCUCAGAAGACUCUCGCCAUGUCUACACCUUCCACAUGAUGGAAUCCAAGGACACCUGCUGGAGCCCUGACAACUGGUUGCAACCCACUGAAGAGCUCCCUUUCCCGUCUCUCUACACUAAAUGAAGGAUGUUUUGGACAUUUGGUGGAGCAGUUCAUUGAAAUACUACAAGUUUCCCUCUCUCCUGAAGAAGGACCAACAUUAUGAACAGCUUUAACCAUAUGAAAUGUGCUAUUUCACAUGGCUUGUUUUGUAUCCUACAUGACACCAUCUGUUCCUCUGAGCUACACGUAGGCUGGUAUAUAGCCUGAUCCAGAAUUACUUCAAAAGCAGAGUCAGUACUGGAUUAAUGGUGAUUAACUCAGAACAUAUGAAUGUAUCAAUGUUUUUAAAUGGGAGUCUUUAAUACAUAAAAAAUAAAAUUUUAAAAAACA